Molecule: messenger RNA, 252 nt
Organism: Arabis nemorensis
Lineage: Eukaryota; Viridiplantae; Streptophyta; Magnoliopsida; Brassicales; Brassicaceae
Source: the annotation of a GenBank genome assembly
AUGGCUGGGAAGAAUGUUGUAAUCUCUAUGGGGGAGUUUGCGGUUGAGAAUUGGGAGCAGAUUAAGAUCUUGAUGAGCAAACGAAACACAUCCCAGAAACAGGUCAAUCCUCUCGUCGUCAAGAUUGAACCGGUGCCGGUGGUUAGCAAAGAAGAGCCAAAGGAGGAGAGUGUUGCAAGCAAGAUCCAGAAGGCUUUUCCGCCUCACUCGCCCACACUGGCCGAGACUGCGAUUCGAUUUCCCAGAGCAUAG